Symbiodinium necroappetens is the source of this 786-nucleotide messenger RNA. The record is from the annotation of a GenBank genome assembly. NCBI's taxonomy places the organism in Eukaryota, Dinophyceae, Suessiales, Symbiodiniaceae.
AUGGCCUGCUGUACUCGAUCAACCGAGGAAGUCCAGGUGGAAAUGGUCGAAGCCUCCAGGCUCGAUGCGCAUCUGGGCCCCGAAGGUGAAAGUGGCUUUGAUGAGUUCAAGGAGCUUGCAAAGCAUGUGUCCAGCAUGGGCGAGAAGAUGGAAAGACAGGAGGCUGAGAUCGAGAGGCAGGCUGCCGAGCUCCAGAAGCAGGCAGACCAGAUCGUGGACCUGAAAGAGAGGUGCGAGAACGCCAUGAGUCUCGCGACACAGGCCAUCCCGCCAACCGAAUGGGGUUGCCUCACGCCCCAGCAGAAGCUCAUGCUGCAGCUGUUGUUGGUACUCUUCUUCUCGCUCGUCGCAGUGCCGGUUCCGCUGCUGAUUCCCAUCAAUGAUCCGAGAGAAGGUCCGCUCAACAACAUGGCAUUCUUCUACGGCUACAAUGUCUUCGUCAUUGUCUACUAUCUUCCCGGUCAGUACAGACGGUUGCAGCUGCUGCUUGAGCUUCCUCCUGUCAAGAGCCCGGGUGGGGAGACGAUGCUGAAGAGGUCCAUGACGGAGUCAAGUGCGAUGAGCUACCUUCAGAAGGCCAGCUAUGCAGAGAAGGUCAAAAGGGUUGUCUUCUAUGCUUUGGUCAUCUUUGGGUGGUGCACGGGAUACUUCCUGUGUGCACUUCCAUGGGGGACUGACCUGAUCUACUCUUACAACAUGCUCUAUGCGGCUCCUCCUACCUUUGCCAUGGUCGACUGGAUGUUCCUGAUUCUGCUUGGCCACAGAUACUGGAACUUCAAGACCCUG